Drosophila busckii is the source of this 1097-nucleotide messenger RNA. RefSeq names its product deoxynucleoside kinase. Gene Ontology annotation, molecular function: deoxynucleoside kinase activity; ATP binding. Bases 77 to 883 code for a protein of 268 amino acids. The record is from RefSeq and is a predicted model, not a curated record. Gene Ontology annotation, biological process: nucleobase-containing compound metabolic process. The transcript has 4 exons. Lineage: Eukaryota; Metazoa; Arthropoda; Insecta; Diptera; Drosophilidae. Gene Ontology annotation, cellular component: mitochondrion; cytoplasm.
CUGGCAGAGCUGUUUUUGUGCAUUCUUUGUUUUAAAAGACAUAUAUAUAUUUAUAAUUUCCAAAACUAAUCCGCAAAUGACGAGUGCCACACACAUAAGCAGAAUAAUAAAUAAAGGAUUAGCUGGACUAAUGGCUAAUGCAACAUCAAGCAUGCGCUGUGGACAGAAAUUUGCGCAGGACUCGCAGCCGUUUACGGUGCUGAUCGAGGGAAAUAUUGGCAGCGGAAAAACAACAUUUCUGAAUCAUUUUCAGAAGUAUAAGGACGACAUCUGCCUUAUUACCGAACCCGUGGAGAAAUGGCGCAACUUGAAAGGCGUCAAUUUACUUGAUAACAUGUACAAAAACCCGGAAAUGUGGGCCAUGCCCUUUCAGUCUUACGUCACACUGACAAUGCUGCAAGCGCACACUGCACCCACCGACAAAAAAAUGAAAAUCAUCGAACGCUCCAUUUACAGCUCGCGUUUUUGCUUUGUGGAAAACAUGUACCGCAAUGGAACCUUGGAGAAAGGCAUGUACAACACAUUGCAGGAAUGGUACAAAUUCAUUGAAUCUUCAAUACACGUGCAAGCUGAUUUAAUUAUAUAUCUGCGUACCUCUCCCGAGGUGGUGCACGAGCGCAUACGCCAACGUGCGCGCUCUGAGGAGACUUGUGUGCCUUUGAAGUAUCUGCAGGAGUUGCAUGAACUGCAUGAGGAUUGGCUUAUACAUCAACGUCGUCCACAGCAGUGCAAGGUUUUUGUGCUGGAUGCUGACUUGAAUCUGGAGAACAUAGGUAGCGAAUACCAGCGCUCGGAGGCUAGUAUCUUCGAUGCCAUCUCUGCCACACACCAACCUUCGGCGGUCUUUGUGUCGCCCAGCAAACGUCAAAGACUGUCUAGCUAACCAGUUUGAGACUUACUAAAGAUACUUUGCUGCAAAUAUUUUAUAGAUCCUUCAAUUAUGAAUUAAGUUAGUUAAAUGAGCAUUUUAGAGGAAUUUGUAUUUCACAAUGAGCGUUUAUUUGUAUUUUAAAAUCGUGUUACAGCUGCAUUAUGCUAAUUUCAUGUAAACACAAUUCUUAACCAUUAUAAUUCAUAUUAUAUUCUAUUCCAAUAAC